Molecule: messenger RNA, 1948 nt
Organism: Frieseomelitta varia
Lineage: Eukaryota; Metazoa; Arthropoda; Insecta; Hymenoptera; Apidae
Product: cuticle protein 18.7-like
Exons: 2
Coding region: 482-1315 (277 amino acids)
Source: RefSeq, a predicted model, not a curated record
GGAUCGGGUGUCAUCCCGAGACUCGAACGAAAAUGGAGAGCCUUCGAUUUUUCCUCGGCCGAGCGACGACUAGGCUAAGCUAGGCUAGGCUAGGCUAGGCUAGGCUAGGCCUAGCCCGCAGAGCCUGUUACUCGUUUUACAGACACGCUUAACUUGCUUAACUCGGGGGGCACGGAAACACAGCCAUGUGCGCACACCGGUCGUGGCCCAGAUCCCGCCGUCUCGAAAAAUCCACCCCGUUUCGUUACGUGAUCUAUAAUACCAACUGUAUAAUACCAGCUACAUCUCAAGAUAUAUAAGAGCCGAUCUAGGACGAGGCGUCUCAUAGUCUCGAGCGGUGGUCCGACGAUAGUCGAGGGAGAAGAGAACGGUGAGACAAUCGUCGAGACACACGUUGCCUGACGCCUCUUCGGAAGCCGGAAGCAGCAGCACCGAACAGACCUCACCAGAUAGAAGAAUCACCGAUAGAAGACGAUCCGUCAUGGGACCAGUCGUCGGUUUGCUAUUGGCAGGCCUGGUUUCUGCGGCCCUGGCCAAGCCGGGGCUGCUGUCCGCGCCGUUGAUCGCCACUCUGACAUCCACGGCUGCCGUCGGGCCCGACGGAAGGGUCCUCGACACUCCGGAAGUCGCCGUGGCCAAGGCGGAACACGCGGCCGCCCAUUUGAACGAGAGACUGAGGCUGGCCGACGCGGCUGCCAGGUCGGUAAGCGCGCAAUCGAUCCAGCUGAUCGCUUCACCGGCUGCUCUUCUUGUACCCGGCGCACCCAUAGGGCCCGACGGAAGGGUGGUAGACACGCCGGAAGUCGCCGUGGCCAAGGCGGCCCACGCUGCUGCCCAGGCGAACGAGAGGGCCAGCUUGGCGAACGAGGCUGCCAGAUCCGCCGCUGCCGAUCUUAACAGAUCUCUAGUUGUGGCGAACGCGAUAGUGUCGCCAGCGGCGCUGCAGGCGGCCACGGUGGGCCCGGACGGAAGAGUGCAAGACACACCGGAAGUGGCGGCGGCGAAAGCGGCCCACGCGGCCGCUCAGAUCAACGAGAGGGUGAACCUGGCGAACGAGGCGGCGAGAUCGUCGGCCACGUUGGUCGCCGCUGGCCCCGCAGCAGCGGUGGCUGUCCCCUUGACGGUGGCGGUUCCUGGCGCGCCGCUCGGCCCGGACGGCAGGGUGCAGGACACGCCGGAAGUGGCCGCGGCCAGGGCUGCCCACGCGAACGCCCACCUCAACGAGAAGCUGAACCUGGCGAACGAGGCGGCCAGGUCUGCCGACGUUGUUGCUGUUGCUGGCCCUGCACUCGCCUACGGACGGCUCGUUAUCUAAUAGGGAUCCGGAUCAUCCGCUGAAACACGUUCACCGCGGCUCCUUCCGACGAACGAUCGCGAAUAUGAAUUUUCGGGGAAAAAGAAGCUUCGCAGUAACCCAUAUAGAGCAGAGUUUACACGUAGACGUAAAGGUUUAAUACACACGAAUACACACACUCACUCACUCACACGUAUAAGACACAUACUGACAGGUAGAGAUAGUUUUCUUUUCUAUGAAGAUAACAAUAUUGUUAGAGUAUAUAUAUUAUAUAUAUAUAUCUAUAAACGUAUCUGUAGCAGUGAACGUGUUAAGUUGAAAACUCGUGGAUAUUACUUGUUAGUGGGAUUAAGUAUGACAAGCUGCGAGUUGUUGGAGAGGGGACAUGGCGCAUCGAUCGAACGAUUUACGAUUUCUAGUGUUCUCUUUGUUUUCUCUCUCUCUCUCUCUCUCCCUUUGUUUCUCUUUCUUUCUUUCUUUCUUUCUUUCUUUGGCUGACUUUACGAUUACGGCACCUUCCUGUUUAUUCCUUGGAAUAAUGGAAAUUGAACGUCUCGGUUUUGCUUUUUGUCGUCGGGUUGCGAGGUCGUCGAAACUGCCACAGCGAGGUGAACGAUGAUUGUAGACUGGAUUAAUAAAGAGAAUUUCGAGAAA